Molecule: messenger RNA, 6386 nt
Organism: Caenorhabditis auriculariae
Lineage: Eukaryota; Metazoa; Nematoda; Chromadorea; Rhabditida; Rhabditidae
Source: the annotation of a GenBank genome assembly
AUGAAAACUCUGAUAUCUGUUUUUGAAGCGAUUCAAAUCAAGCUUCUAUCAUGGGUAGCGUCUGCUUCUAGCUCUGCCAGUCGGUAAGUUCAGAAAAUUUACACUUUUCCUUUCUCGGUUUUUCUGAUCUUCAACUUCAGAUUCAAUUGCGUUUCAAGCGAGAAGUCGGUCCCUUAGAUCAUAUAGGGUUGUUUUAUGAAGGUGUGAGCUGAAGGCUACCGCCGAAGAAAUUUUUUAGGAAGCCAUAAGGAGAUUUCUCGGAAAGCACUUGCUGUUGACAAAUAUCGCUACAAGCUGCACUCAAAUUGGUACGGCUGACGUUAUUCAGCAGUACCUGAAUGGUGACGUCACUAAGUUUGGAUGGGACUGGCGAAGAACUUGUUAGUUUUUUUAAUUCUCUUGCAGAAGCUAUAACACAUAUUUUUUAAAGCGAUCACAAUUUUCCUUGAGUCACUCGAGGAUUAUUGCUAUAUUCCUCUGAAAAAAAAACAGCCAAAUUCAAAAUAUUUUCCGAUCAUUCCGGAAAACCAAGUUGAUUUUCAUUGGUCUCAAAAACAAAUAUAUUUUUUUUAGAGGCGCUUUUUUGUUUUCAAUUGGUGUUAAGCGUGAGAAAGUGUCAUUCGAGAAGUAAUUACUAGAGACUAAAUACUAAGCACGUCCAGCAGCCCUUUGGGAAAUUACUUCCAUACACAUCAACGACGUUCUGGCAAAUCAUCCGGUGCAAAAACCGCCACAUCGGAGUGGAAAAAUGCAUCAAAAGUUUUUGGACGACAAAAAGGUGUCCGCUCAAUUAAUAUUCAGAAUAGAACCUCAUAAAGUUUCAGCCGUACAAGUAUAGUUUCAGAGCCAAAUCUGAAAAAAAACAGGAUACUGUAAAUAUGAAUUUUCAAACUCUUAUAAAUUUACGAAAAAAAAUGAUAAGAGGUGACUGAUUUUUUAAUUAAAUUGUCUUCUGAGUUAAGACUCAAGGUUGCGAAACGAGCUUUCGAAAAAUCUUCCUCAUGAUCUUUUUAUCGCAUUGACUCAGGCCGGAUGGCGGCGAUAGGUUUUGUGAUGGCGCCAGCGCUCCACGGCUUCUACCGGGUCCUCGACACCAGGAAGUUCAAGGGCAGUCGUCAGACCAGAGUGCUGAAGAAACUGGCAUGGGACACUGCUUUCAUUCCUUUUUUCUCGUGCACUUUUAUAACUGGUUCAACGGCGUUGGAAUUCGAAAUGUAUGAAAGUUUUCAGUCGGCGCUCUUUACGAAGGUCAGACACUGAAUGAAGCACUAGCAGAGUAUCGCCGCAAAAUGUGGCAUAUUUGGAAGGUGAAUCUGAUCGAUUUACAAUGGAAAUCUUCAGAAAUGAUGAAAAACUUAGCUCUUGGAAUCAUUCUGGAUUUCAUGAAUUCUCAGCAAACAGAAAAUAUUCAAAUUGAGCAGAAAGAACUUUUAUUUUGGAAAUGUCUGCAGCCUUUGUAAGUUUUAACUACUUCAAAGUUUUUCUUUAUUUCUUUGUGCCGCGGUUUAAGCUUUUUUAUCAUUCAGAACCUUUUGACAGUUUUUUCAAAAGUUAGAAUGUAAGAAGAAAGUUUUUCUAAUUUCAAAGUUGAUAAUAAAAUCCUGAUCAGAAGAAGGAGGAGAAAUUUGUUCUCGGUUCUAAAAAAAUCAAAGUUUUUUUUUAAUGUAUUCGACCUUUGUGAGCAUUCAGAGAAUGAAAAAUUUCAAAAAAAAUUUAAAAAUUCUUCAGGUCGACUUCACGAUAUGGCCUCCAGCCCAAUUGAUCAACUUCUACUUUUUUUGCCUCCAGCGGUGCGCGUGGUGUAUGUAAACGCUGUGUCUUUGAUGUACAACUGCAUAAUGUCCUAUAUCAAAAAUAACGAAUUCCAUAUUCACUCUUCAUCUUCUUGACCGUUGCCAACUGCUAGGUAUUUUUCUAAUUUCUCAGUGAUAAAUUGAUUAACUGUGUACCAAUAAUCUUGAUGAUCUCUUCACCUGUCAUGGCGCUGUUCUGAAAAGAAAAAUUUACGAGUUUCUAAAGCUUCCUGCAAUAAAUAUGUCGAUUAGAGAACUUAUUCUCGUUAUUCUUUACAAUCCGACCAAAAAGACACAGAUUAAACAGAUUCUGACAAAGUAGAAACCUUGUGAAAUGAAAUAAAAGUGAGACACGGCGGAACCGGAUAUUACAAUGUUUCAGGGCCCUCGAGGCGAGAGGCUUGUACGAGUGCAAUUACGCACAAGUUGGUAUCGAAUCGUGGCACUCGAUCCGCCUGUUUUGCGUCAGAUCCCCUAUUUUCGUUGGACGCCCCCUAAACCUGCCAUCGACUCCAAUUUCGGCCCUAUCGAUGGAUUUCAACUCAUCUUUUUCAACGUUUUUUGCUUCGAGACCAAUUUUAGAAGAUCACAAUCAGCAUUUGGAAGCUGUCGACUUUAUCACUUAUUCGGAUAUCUUCAAUUCGUGAGUUAUAUAGGCUUCAAUUUUCAGUUAAAAAGAACUUUUUCUGUCGUUUAGAUAAGAAUACUCGUACUUUUGAACAAAAGCAACUUUUUUUUGGUCUAGAGUUCUUGGAAAUUUAUUGAAUUUCAUAAUGAAUAAUUUAGCUCUUUUUUUAGAAAGGAAGAAAAUCGAAUUGCUCUUUUAUAUUGGCUUCUCAUCGUCGUUUCCUUUUUUUAGAUGCUAUAAAAAGUAUUUUUGAGCGAGCUCUCUUUUCAAAAAAAAAAAAAAUUAUUAGGGUGGCAGGAAAGAAAUUCGUGUUAUUGAUGCCAUUUAUUUUUAUCAUAAAAACAAGGUUAUCCCAAGUCAAUUGAAAAUGUAAGUCCUAUUUGUAUUAGCACCUCGUCAACAAUGCUCACGCAGAGAAUGGAUACUCUCUCUGACAAACUGGGCCGCCUACGAGUCAAAGAAGUUGCACCCCCAAAUUUGAACUUCAUCGAAGUUUUUCAUUUUUUUUUCUGGCUGUUAAGCGAUCCAAUGAUUCGGACAGAUGAUAAAUGCAAAGAGUCAUGUCUGAGCAUUGUAGCGGAAAAAAAGCAGAAAUUUGCAGAAAAAUUUUUUUCUGAUUUUUGGGCUAACACAUUUUCGCAAAAAAACGAAAAAGCGAUAUUGUGAAGCCAUUUUUCAUUUCUCAUUUUUUGCACUACGUUGCGUAAAAAAACUGUUUUCAUUUGCAGAUAUGGGUGUAUAAUAACUGAUAAGCCAGUUUCAAAGGUGUGUGUUGUGAAUCCAAUCUAAUGGCAUUUUUAAUUCGCCUUCAUCGUCGAUUUUUUCGUGUUUUUUGAUUUCAAAGGUUUUUUCGCCUAGUGAAUAGCGCUAAAGCAAUUCAAAAUGUUAACUAUCAGAAAAAAGCAUCAAUGGUGAUCAUAAUAUUGAAAGGUGUCAAACUUCUGAAUUUGAUUUGUACUUUUUGAAGUAAAGCGAAAACUAGGUCCGCGAAUACAGUUUUCGAAAGGAAGUUUUUAGAGCUAUUUUUUUAUAGAAAGGUGGAAUGAACGUCAGCAAAUUAUAUAUCCAAUGACGCACAAGGACAAGCCCUUUUCGACAAAAAAUAUCGUUUCAAAUAAUAUUGCUUCUUGAAUGAAUCAGAAGCGGGCAAAAAAGAGCCGCAUUUCUUUCAUGCCAACCUAAUAAUUUCAUGGUUGCUUAUUCAAAAAUUUCGUUAACACGUCAGAAUGCCUUCGUAAAAGUAGAAAUUUUCCAUUUCUCCGAACUAAGAUACAUAUUCAAAAGCAGUUCAUUUUCAGUACACAUGUGAACGCCGGAUACAUCUUCCAUCUGCCGUAUUUUUGCAUUUUGAGAGUUUUUAUCAGCUUACUAGGUGCAAUUUUGAAUAUUUACUUUUUUGUGGCAAAUCUUGUCAACAACCGGAAAAGUAAAGGCAUACUGAAGUGAGUUUUUUUUUUUCCACAAUGAAGAUUUCAAUUUUAAUCAGUGUUCAGAGUUCGCUUACUGAUUUUACUCUUAUCGCUGACCAUAGCUUUGUGGAGCCUCGCAAUUUUUGUUAUUUUUUCCGUCGAUUUAUUGAUCACGGUAAGAUAGGUUUGAACUUCGGAAAGCUAAGAGGCGGAAUGGCGGAAAAAAACUGUUCUUUUUGAGACUAGCAAAGAUGUGGAGUAUCUAUUCGCUAAGGUCCAAAAAGACGAAGAUCUAUCAGAAGUGUGGAGAGCAGUUCUGGACGGUUGUCUACAACCUCUUUUUGAUGCACACACUUUGAUUAUGUUUGCUGUUUCAUUAGAUCGUUAUCUCAAUUUGUACCAGGUAUGAGAAAUGAUUAUUUCAUUAAACGGCUUUUCAAGGUAUACUGGCCAUUUGUGGAGAGCAAGCGGGUGCUUGUUUCUUUAUUAAUUAUUCCCGUUUUCUGUUGUUUUGUUGUUUUCAACCCGCUUCUUUUGCACCAUUUUCUUCCAUAUGAAAGCUUUUUGUACUGUAGGUAAGAACAGAACGCUUAGAAAAAAGUUAAUCAGAAUUUUAGACUCACUCUACUGCUUCUACCGCCCAUCGUCUCUUUUCUUCUACUUACCGUUUGCGCCUUGAGCAAAUCUUCGAAAGUGAAAUACGAACCAGGCUACAGUAUCUCUCUUCGCAGGUUGUCAAAAAAAUUCCUCUCACAGCCUAGCUUUUAAGGUCGCUGCCAAGAGUUUUGUUUGUGAUCGUCACCUUGGACGUUUUGAUGAGAACCGCCAUGUUCUUUCGUUUGAUGGAAGAUAACCUGCAAUUUGUGGUCGUCACCGGCUCGGAAAAAGGCGACGCCGUUUUGCAAACGUUUUUUGACGUUUCCCUGCAGGUUUGGUUCUAUUUGAUUUUUCUCAAAACAGAGAAAUCUCGAAAUAAGAAAUUUAUUACAAAAUGAAAGAUAGCAGUUUCUUUUUCUUCAAUUUUUUGGUGAUUAAAUCGCAUACGAAUCUAACAAAAAAAAAACAAUGGAGGUGUCAAAAACAAGGUUUUUGCUCGAAUUUUCUGUGAACCAACUGCACUGUAAAACAACGAAGCAACCUUUUUCCAAGGGUCUGAGCUUCGGAGCUUCAGAGAAUGUGGUGAUCGCACUUUGAAAAAUUUCUCUCUCUUUUUAAUUCUUUGUGCUUAUUCCAAUAUACAUCGAAAUAAAACUUUCAACUAAUUAGGUUUUGUUUUUCAAUUCUAGGAACACUGAGUACCAGUUGAAAACCAUCAGAAACUUGUUACUUGAGCGUUCCUGGUCUUUAGGGGUUCUCCCUCCCGACGUAGACGUUGUCAAUUUUGUUUGGUUCGUGUAUUUGGGUUCUCUGAACCGGGAACAGAGCGAGAAAAGACUGCAGACAAGAUGAAGAUUGUUGGUACGAGAUCGGCGAAGAGACCAUUUCUCGGCACAUUAGACUGUUGUGACGUAGACGACGGCUACGCUUGAAAACAUGAGGAGCUGUUUGACGUAACGAAAAUUGAAUUGAGAGUUUGAUUUUUGUGAUCUGGUUAACGGCGAUUACGAGAACUGCGUGAGAAUGAGGCUAGCGGUCGCUCUCUCAUACUUCAGGAACACUUAUGUAUCAAAGAAACACAUUCUACCGAAAGCAAAAAGAUCAAGUUCGACAUGGAAUAAAAAGUGUUUUACUUUUGAACUUUAAUUUUCAGAAAUACUCUCAAAUCAGCGCUCAACUCAUUGAAUGAAAACUUAGAAAGAUUAAAUUUUUAAAAAACUUUACUUUUCGAGAGCAAACGUCUUAAUGUCGAAAAAAACGACGUCGAAGGACUUUUUUUAAUUCAUUUUUUUCUUCCUUUGCUGGUUAAAAAGCUCGAAAAAGACGCUUUCUUCAAGUUAAAAGUUUUUCUUCAUCACAAAAAUUUUUUUAUUCAAAACAACAAUAAACGCUCUGCCUUUUUUUCUCAGAAAUUUUAGUAUUUUGAGUAAAAUAACCUCAUUUGGAAAAAGUCGUUUGAAAAAUUGAAAUAAUUGUGGUCGGAUUGAAACUUUACUUUCGUUUCUACAAGUUUUAUUUUUAAUGUCUGACUAGAUAGCUGCAAAAUUAAAAAAACAAAGGAACAUAAACAGAAAAAUCGCUUCGUUUAUCAGACGUUAACAGCAAAAAGUUCAGAAUGAGAAAUUGCUGGAAGUUCUACCACACCUUAUCAUGUGAUAACCACAUGAGAAAAUCUUGAGAGGCGUGCUAUUGUUUUUGUUUGUGUUUAGAUGCAGUGUGCCGGAAAAAAAAUAAAAAAAAGAACAGUUAUAACUUUUAAACAUUGAAAAUUCCUUACUUAAGCAAUUUAUUUUCCAGGUGGCUGUUUGCAUUUCUUACCUCUUCCCAAUAUAUGUUCCAGUUUUGAUUGGUCUCUUCGUGAAGAACUUCAGAAACACGGUAGCCUCUUCUCAUGUUAUUGAAAAGGACUUUUCUCAGCUUUUCCGGAACGGCAAUCGUAAAAUGGCGAGAGCUUUGUAA